Molecule: messenger RNA, 2391 nt
Organism: Pungitius pungitius (ninespine stickleback)
Lineage: Eukaryota; Metazoa; Chordata; Actinopteri; Perciformes; Gasterosteidae
Gene: slc7a7
Product: solute carrier family 7 member 7
Exons: 10
Coding region: 247-1728 (493 amino acids)
Biological process (GO): amino acid transmembrane transport
Cellular component (GO): membrane
Molecular function (GO): basic amino acid transmembrane transporter activity; L-amino acid transmembrane transporter activity
Source: RefSeq, a predicted model, not a curated record
AACCAGAAGUACAUAAAAACCAGAAGUGGCAUCAGCUGAGAGAGACGCGCCGCGGAGGAAACCGAUGCGUAAAGGCGCAGAAGCACGAAGGAGCGGAUUUCUUCAGCGCAGAAGAGAGAGAGAGAGAGAAAAACCAGGAGGAGCUGCUGAGGAGAGGUGAACACCGUCAGACUUUACACGGUUGUUUGACACCCCACCAGGAGGAGAGCGAAGCGCCUCUGGAGAAGCGAACUGGAAACGCGAACAAUGGCGGCGUCCUACAGCCCCGCCGCCACGCGGGAGGAGAGCAACGGCGCCAAGCCGAAGAGCCCGGACGAGUCCAUGCAGCUGAAGAAGGAGAUCUCCCUCCUGAACGGCGUGUGCCUGAUCGUGGGCAACAUGAUCGGCUCGGGGAUCUUCGUCUCGCCCAAGGGCGUCCUCAUCCACAGCGCCUCCUACGGCCUCUCGCUGGUGGUGUGGACCGUCGGCGGCAUCUUCUCCGUGUUCGGCGCCCUGUGCUACGCCGAGCUGGGCACCACCAUCACCAAGUCCGGGGCCUCCUACGCGUACAUCCUGGAGGCCUUCGGGGGUUUCAUGGCCUUCAUCCGCCUGUGGACGUCCCUGUUGAUCAUCGAGCCGACCAGCCAGGCCAUCAUCGCCAUCACCUUCUCCAACUACAUGGUGCAGCCCAUCUUCCCCACCUGCAUAGCUCCGUACUCGGCCAACAGGCUGCUGGCUGCUGCCUGCAUAUGUUUGCUGACCUUUGUGAACUGUGCGUACGUGAAGUGGGGCACACGGGUCCAGGACUUCUUCACCUACGCCAAAGUCAUCGCUCUCAUCGCCGUCAUCAUCACCGGCCUGGUGAAGAUCGGACAAGGUCACACGCAGAACUUUGAGGGCAUGUUCGAAGGCUCGUCUCAGGACCCGGGACACAUCGCUCUGGCUCUGUACUCGGCUCUGUUUUCCUACUCGGGAUGGGACACCCUCAAUUUCGUCACCGAGGAGAUCAAGAACCCAGAGAGGAACCUGCCGCUGGCCAUCGGCAUCUCCAUGCCCAUCGUCACGGUGAUCUACAUCCUGACCAACGUGGCCUACUACGCCAUCCUCCCCAUGAACGCCAUCCUGGACAGCGACGCCGUGGCUGUGACGUUUGCGGACCAGGUGUUCGGCGUCAUGAACUGGACCAUCCCCUUUGCCGUGGCUCUUUCCUGCUUCGGAGGCCUCAACGCCUCCAUCCUGGCCUCCUCCAGGUUGUUCUUCGUGGGCUCCAGAGAGGGCCACCUGCCCGACUCCCUGUCCAUGAUCCACGUCCACCGCUACACCCCGGUCCCCGCCCUGCUCUUCAACGGCCUCAUGGCUCUGAUAUACCUGUGUGUGGAGGACGUCUUCAGGCUGAUCAACUACUACAGCUUCAGCUACUGGUUCUUCGUUGGCCUGUCCAUUUUGGGGCAACUGUACCUGCGCUGGAAGCAGCCGGACAGGAAGAGGCCGCUCAAGCUCAGCCUCUUCUUCCCCAUCGUCUUCUGCGUGCUCUCGGUCUUCCUGGUGGUGGUGCCGCUCUACAGCGACACCGUCAACUCCCUGAUCGGCAUCGGCAUCGCCCUGUCGGGGGUGCCCGUCUACUUCCUCUGCUGCUACACGCCGGCCAACAGGAGGCCGCUGCGGCUACGCAUCCUCAUUGCUAAAGGCGGCCUGCUGAUUCAGAAGAUGUGCUUCUCUGUUCUGACCGAAAUGGACAAGACGGAGUAGAUGUUGUUGUUUGGACCGACCGCCCCGGGCACCCCGUACCAGGCCGUACGCCACCACGAGGCCCCCCCCGCUGGACGCGACUAUUUGGGCUCGAGCCGGACCCAGAUCUCUGACCUGUCAAUCAUCACCCUGGGAGGGGGGGGGGUCAUCUUAAUGAACCGAUGGCGCUCGUUGGCGAGUCUUGGCUCUGACGGACUGAGACUUCAGAGAACAUUUUAACGCCCUCCCGAAGAAGGCAACACCUCUUUGUAUCACAGAACUGUACGUAUUAGUAGAGAAUUAUUUAAUUAUCAAGAGAAGUAUUUUGUGUGAAAUUAUGUAACACCUUUCUGAUUUUACUGGAAGGUUGCAAAUUAUUGUUCUGGUUAAAUUUAGUGGACAAGAGAGCAGCUUUGAGCCAUCCUGGUUAUUAAAUAUUAACAUUUUCACAAAAGGAAAAUCAAACAGUAAGAUAAUACAAUAUGAUAAACUGUGUUUUGUCUUUCCCUGUUCACUAAUGUGAAGGAAUGGUUCAUCACGUUUUAUACAUUCAGCCGUGAGGUCUAGCAAAGCUAGGUUAUUUUUACUAAUUUACCUUUUUUUCUUGCGGCGUCCUACUCCAUCUCGCCGUUGAGACGGUUGAGCUGAAAACAUGUAUUUAUAAUAAAAUGACUUACUGACAAC